CACCCGCAUUCGCAAGCAAACCCUCUACUCUUCUACUCUUCUCUUCUUCUCCCCGAUGCCCGAGCGACACACCAAGCGCCGCCGAGCUCCGGCGAUCUCCAUCGGCCGCCGGUCUCGCCCCCCCAAGUUCUCACACCGCCGCUCCAAGCCACCGAAGACCUCCAAACUCAUCCGCCGAACUUCGUCGGAACCCAUCCUCUGGACCUUCCGACUUUAUCCCGGACGAAGGAGACCUUGGAAUCGGGGAGCCGGUGUUCCUCCCCCGACCCCAUACAUGCGCUGACAUCUUUGGUCCCUUGCCCCUCCGAUCUCCGUCCCCUUCCCCGCGCCUUUCCAUGGAGGGAGAGGAGGUGAAGGUGGUGGUGAACGUCACGGUGGAUGGCAGUCCUGGGCCGGUUCGGGCGAUGGUGCGGCUUGGGGCCAGCGUAGAGGAGGCCAUCGGCGUCGUUCUUGAUAGAUAUGGCCGCGAGGGACGCACCCCCAAGCUCGAUUCCUCCGCCGCCUCGUCCUUCCAACUCCAUCACUCCCAUUUCAGCCUUCACAGUUUGAAUAAAAGUGAGAAAAUUGGAGAUGUUGGAAGCAGGAGCUUCUACUUGAGGACGAACUCUAACAACAGUUAUGCAAGUGAAGAAAGCAAUGACAUCACCCCAGCAUCAGCAAGAGGUAGUGAGAUUGCGCUUGUAAGGACUGAUCUUACUCAACUCUUCUUUUCCUUCAUAACCCAAAGGCUACACAAGCUUGGCAGAAGAACAAGGAGGCUUUGGAAGGUGGUUGUUUGCAUGACUUGUGAUUAAUAAAACCUUUUAUUAUUAAUCAUUGUUCAUGUGUUUUUGACUUUGCACCUGCUUAACAUGGCUCAUGCCCUUAUAUUUUAAUUGGGCCCAUGUUAUUUGCUAAUAAUUGUCUUCUUAAAUUGAAAAUCCACUGCAACUGCGCUCGUGGUGUAUUCAAUAUAAUUAGUUACAUGUAUAUUAAUAGAAGCAACAAUCUAUGAUGUGGUUACUAACCGCUCUUGUUACAUUAUUGUAUUUGACUAAAUGAAUCCAUAUUGAGUAUGUCAA
Messenger RNA from Dioscorea cayenensis subsp. rotundata (Guinea yam), 1061 nucleotides. RefSeq lists its product as uncharacterized. NCBI's taxonomy places the organism in Eukaryota, Viridiplantae, Streptophyta, Magnoliopsida, Dioscoreales, Dioscoreaceae. The transcript has 3 exons. The coding region runs from base 336 to 794 and encodes 152 amino acids. The record is from RefSeq and is a predicted model, not a curated record.